CCUCAGUGCAGGAAAGAGUUCAUACCGAGGCCUGGACUGGAGAAAAACUUCAUGUUAGCAGAGUUGGUGGAGGAUCUGAAGAAGACUGGACUCCAAGCUGCUGCAGCUGAUCACUGCUAUGCUGGACCUGAAGAUGUGGCCUGUGAUGUCUGCACUGGGAGGAAGAUGAAAGCUGUCAAGUCCUGUCUGGUGUGUUUUGUUUCUUAUUGCAAAAAUCACCUCCAACCUCACUAUGAUGUCCCUGGACUGAAGAAACACAAGCUGGUAAAUCCCUCCAAGAACCUCCAGGACAACAUCUGCUCUCGUCAUGAUGAGGUGAUGAAGAUCUUCUGUCGUACUGAUCAGCAGUGUAUCUGUUAUCUCUGCACUAUGGAUGAACAUAAAGGCCAUGAAACAGUCCCAGCUGCAGCAGAAAGAGCUGAGAAGCAGAAGAAGCUCCAGGAGAGUCGACAACAAAUCCAUCAGAGAAUCCAGGACCAAGAGAAAGAUGUGAAGCUGCUUCAACAGGAGGUGGAGGCCAUCAAUGUCUCUGCUGAUAAAGCAGUGGAGGACAGUGAGAAGAUCUUCACUGAGCUGAUCCGUCUC
Poecilia latipinna (sailfin molly) is the source of this 585-nucleotide messenger RNA. RefSeq names its product tripartite motif-containing protein 29-like. Gene Ontology annotation, molecular function: zinc ion binding. The transcript has a single exon. NCBI's taxonomy places the organism in Eukaryota, Metazoa, Chordata, Actinopteri, Cyprinodontiformes, Poeciliidae. The record is from RefSeq and is a predicted model, not a curated record. The annotation marks the transcript as partial.